Molecule: messenger RNA, 360 nt
Organism: Knipowitschia caucasica
Lineage: Eukaryota; Metazoa; Chordata; Actinopteri; Gobiiformes; Gobiidae
Source: the annotation of a GenBank genome assembly
AUGCCUCGGAGCCACGGCGGAGAUGAAGAAGGCAUCGCCGGGCUCUGGAUGAGAACCUCUCCGCGUAAAGAUGUGGAGUGUGGCCGAAGGGUGACGAUGAUGGCCACGAACAGCGCGGGGGACGGCUUGCUCUCCGCUGGCUCCUCUUCUUCCACGGCAGGUGGUGGUGGCAGCGGUGGUGGAGGGUCCGACAGCCUGCGAGGGAAGCAGGGCGCACGGCUGAGUCUGCUGGGGAAGCCGCUCGUCUACAGCGCACAGAGCGGCCGCCGGAACGUCCGCUACAGACGCCUGCAAAACUAUCUGUACAACGUGCUGGAGAGACCGCGAGCCUGGGCCUUCAUCUACCAUGCUUUUGUGUGA